CUCCUCGAUAGCUGAGUUACUCUUUAUGCUCACGGCACAUAUCUUAUGUCUAACCUUUUCUCCUCACUUGCAAUUUUAGACCUAAGCCGCAGCAGACCAACCUGCCCGAAACAAUGCCUUUAACGACUGAAUAUGAGACUAUUACCCAGGGGCGAGCGAAAAGGAGCACGGCGGGAAACCGCAUGCGGGAGUUGCUGGAAAAGGCGCAUCAAGAAGAUGACGAUGAGCUCUUCAAGGAAGUCGAGGACGAUGAGGAAUUCGUAGCUCCUCCCGAGCAGAAGGACAUUUUUCUUGACGAGUUUGCGGAUACCGACUCUGCGCCGUCUGACGAAGAUGAGGAAGCCCAACUGCUGCGUGCCGAACGCCGAGCCAAACGGGAUGCGCAAUCCAAGGGCAAAGGCAAAUUGAGGAUCAACCCUCUGUCUGCUCCCAAAUACGGAUACGGAUACGGUGCCAAAGCGAAAGAACAGGGCUUCAAGCUAAAGGAGUCUGAUUUGGCUUUAUUAGGGGAAGAUGUGGAUGUGGCGAGCAUGGCGCCUUCGACGCUUGUGCUGGAACUGCGGCGGAGGAAGAGGGAGGCGAAGCGGGUGCAUAGAAGCGAGGCGCGCAGAUCGAAUUUGAGAGCGAGCACGCUUGGCACUGCGGCGGCGGCGGCGAAUACUGAUCCUGAUGCGCAAGGAAAAGCCGAAGCGGAAGAAGACGACGGGAAGAACAGGGGGCGGAGAGGUCGUGUGGCACAGCAUGUAGCGACCACACGUACCCUCCGCAAGCCCCUGACGCAAUCCCAGCUGAUCGAAGCGGCUUUAGAGGAAGAAGAGAGAAACAAGGAGGCGCUGAGAGAUUGGCUGAAGAAGGAAGAAGAGAAGAGGGAGUUGAGGAGGGUCGGGAGAAAGGUUGUAAAGGGACCGAGGUGGACGUGGGUGUCGAGGACUGUGGGGAGGCUGGUGGAGGAGGUCCCGGAGCCUGCUAAAGCUGAAGAGUUGAGUCACGAGCAAGACAAGUCUCAAGGUGCAGAAAAGUCGCAAGGUGAAUGCUCCAAAGCGCCUCAGUCAGAGGGAUCAAAAAUCAACUCUGCAUCCCCUCCAUCAAUCACCCAAUCCGCGGACACCACGGCACUUUUAAACCCCGCGCCUGGUACGCAUCAGCCAGAGCCAGAGCCAGAGCCAGAGCCAGAGCCAGAGCCAGAGCCACAACCAGAGCCAGAGCCACAACCAGAGCCAGAGCCACAACCAGAGCCAGAGCCACAACCAGAGCCAGAGCCACAACCAGAGCCACAGCCACAGCCAGAACCACAACCACAGCCAGAACCACAACCACAACCACAACCACAACCACAACCACAACCACAACCACAACCACAACCACAACCACAACCACAACCACAACCACAACCACAACCACAACCACAACCACAACCAGAACCCAAUGCCCCAUACACGCGUAACUAUAUUAUCCUUUCGCAAAUCCCCGGUGGUCUCCCUGCCGAACUGCAAGUCGUUUUGGGUUCCCAUGUAGAAUGGGACAAGUUGAAGAUUAUUCCUUCACGGAACAGACCUAUCAACCGACAGAUCCCUCUCUGCCCGUUUACCAACCUGCCCGCCAAGUACAGACACCCUACGACGCUCAUCCCGUUCGCCACGAAAGAGGGAUACCAAGCGAUCGAAGCGCUCUUGCGGAACCGGUACGAAUGGGUGGAACCGGGCGGUUGGUGGGGUGUGGGAGAAGGGGACGUGGUGGCGGAUGGGAUGGGGGGUGUGGAUGGGCUGGAGGCGGGGCCGGGGAUAGGGGGGUGGUAUGCGGGGGAGAGGGUCGACCGGCUGUCUCGGUCCGAGCCGCGAGAAGGGCAAGAGCAAGAGCAUGGGCAUGGGCAAGAGACGACACCGGCAGAUGGGCAAAUGGAGGAAAAAAUAGGCAUAAAGAGGGCGCGGGAGAGUCAGACGGCGACGAAGAGUAAACGACGACGCUGAGCUGUAGACAUGGAAGAUUGGCAUCUGGCGAAACCGUUUUUAUUUGUAUUACCACGUUGUAUUUUCAUAAUGUCACG
Molecule: messenger RNA, 2044 nt
Organism: Cryptococcus deneoformans JEC21
Lineage: Eukaryota; Fungi; Basidiomycota; Tremellomycetes; Tremellales; Cryptococcaceae
Exons: 3
Coding region: 114-1967 (617 amino acids)
Biological process (GO): chromatin remodeling; regulation of DNA-templated transcription
Cellular component (GO): nucleus
Molecular function (GO): ATP-dependent H2AZ histone chaperone activity
Source: RefSeq, a predicted model, not a curated record